Messenger RNA from Ostrinia nubilalis (European corn borer), 1804 nucleotides. It is a transcript of the gene Regnase-1, whose product is annotated as probable ribonuclease ZC3H12B. The coding region runs from base 149 to 1804 and encodes 551 amino acids. Gene Ontology annotation, molecular function: mRNA binding; RNA endonuclease activity; metal ion binding. Gene Ontology annotation, cellular component: nucleus; cytoplasmic ribonucleoprotein granule. The record is from RefSeq and is a predicted model, not a curated record. The transcript has 4 exons. Lineage: Eukaryota; Metazoa; Arthropoda; Insecta; Lepidoptera; Crambidae.
ACACUGAUUUCAAAAGAAAGAAGACGUCAUUCGAAAAAUGUGUGUUGGAUUGGAAGGUUGAUAAAGUUGUGUUUUGUUGAUUGAUACGAAUUAUGCAAUUAAAUUGUGAUAGUUACGUGUGAUUUGUUGUUGCAACAGACAAUCUAAAAUGUCUCACGAUACAGACUUGUUGAUAUCAGUGCCACGUUCGUGUAUAGCUGAAUUUUACAAUAAAUAUCUGAAUCUAGUUGAAACUUUUUACUAUGUCACUUUAACAGAGAACAAAUCUGCCUUCUGUAAAGAGAAACCUGAAUAUGUGUACUUCAAUGUGAUUUUUAACUUGAACCCAGCUGAUGGAAGCUACAAUCCUCGGGAGUUGGUUGUUCGAAUACAGAAAUAUGUGGAAUCAUCCCUGGGCUGGGCAGGCGAGCGCGGCGAGGACAGCAGCUAUGAUUCGGAGUGCGAAGACGAGGGCGCACAUCGCGCCGCCUCCCGGACGCCGUCGGACACUCUUGCCGCGGAGUUCGCGGAGUACGUCACAGUCUCAGUCCCACAGCCUAACCAGGCGAAGAUUGAGUUCGCGGUGAAGCUGGGCUACUCGGAGCAGUUAGCACGGACAGCUCUCCAGAGAUUAGGCCCGGACCCGCCACAGAAUUCUUUGCUGGCUGAGCUGAUCAAGCUAUCGGCUAUGCAGCCACCGCGCGCGCUGUCGCCGCCGCCGCCGCGCGACCCCGACCCGCCGCCCGACCGCGCCGCGCUGAGGCAUAUUGUUAUAGACGGCAGCAACGUCGCUAUGAGCCACGGCAACAAGGAGGUGUUCUCGUGCAGAGGCAUCGAGAUAUGCGUGGACUGGUUCCGCAGCCGCGGGCACAAGGACAUCACGGUGUUCGUGCCCAAGUGGCGCAAGGAGGCGUCGCGGCCCGACAACCCCGUGGCCGAGCGCGACGCGCUGGAGCGCCUCGAGCGCGCGCGCGUGCUCGUCUACACGCCCAGCCGCCUCGUGGGCGGCAAGCGCCUCGUCUGCUACGACGACCGCUACAUCCUGCGCCUCGCCGCCGAGACCGACGGCGUCGUCGUCUCCAACGACAACUACCGCGACCUCGCCGCCGAGAGCCCCGAGUUCCGCAAGGUCGUCGAGGAGCGCAUCCUCAUGUACUCGUUCGUCAACGACCGAUUCAUGCCGCCCGACGACCCGCUCGGCCGCGCCGGGCCCACGCUCGACGCCUUCCUGCGCGCGCCCGCCGGCGCCGAGCCGCCGCCCGCCUGCCCCUACGGCCGCAAGUGCACCUACGGCAACAAGUGCAAGUACCACCACCCCGAGCGCGCCGGCCGCCCGCACAAGUCCGUCGCCGAGCGGCUCAGCGAGCGGGCGCGCGCGCUGCACACCGUGUCGCUGCCGCCGCCCGGCGCCGCGCCCAAGCGGCCGCUGGCGCGCGCGCACUCCGCCGCGCCGCGCCUGCCCGACGCCGCGCUCGCCACGCACUUCGAGCGCGCGCAGCUGCAGCCCGAGCCCGGCGCGCACCGCAAGCUGGCGCGCCAGCCGCCCGCGCCGGGCCACGCGGCCGCCGCGCGCGUGGCCUCGGCCCCGGCGGGCGCGGCGGCGGCGUGGCGCGCGCUCCCGCCGUCGCCGUGCGCGUCCGAGGGCGCGCUGCAGCACUGGGACGCGCGGCGCCGCAUGCACUUCCACCUGGCCGGCAUCUUCCCGGAGGCGCAGGUGGCGGAGGCGAUGGCGGCGUUCCCGGAGCAGACGGACGCGCAGGCGAUGUGCGCCGUGAUCCUGGCGCGCUACCGGCCGAGCGAGGCGGCGCCGCCGCGGCCGCGCUGA